GUAAUGUUUUGCCAUUUCUUUUCUUUUAGGCUUUCCCUAGACGUAGUCUCUGGCCCACUGGUUGGCAGAGAUCUUUGGUCUUGAAGUGAGAACUGUACCAAUGGACAGUAUGUCUAUUACCAACACGCCAACCAGUAAUGAUGCUUGCCUGAGCAUUGUUCACAGUUUGAUGUGCCAUCGACAAGGAGGGGAGAGUGAAACAUUUGCAAAGAGGGCUAUUGAAAGCUUAGUUAAAAAACUCAAGGAGAAAAAAGAUGAACUGGAUUCCUUGAUCACAGCCAUAACCACAAAUGGAGCUCAUCCUAGCAAAUGUGUUACCAUUCAGAGAACGCUGGAUGGAAGGCUUCAGGUGGCUGGUCGAAAGGGCUUUCCGCAUGUAAUUUAUGCACGGUUAUGGAGGUGGCCUGAUCUUCACAAAAAUGAACUCAAACAUGUCAAAUAUUGCCAGUAUGCAUUUGACUUGAAAUGUGACAGCGUCUGCGUGAAUCCAUAUCAUUAUGAGCGUGUUGUAUCACCUGGCAUUGAUCUUUCAGGAUUGACUCUGCAAAGUUCUGCACCUGCCAUGUUAGUAAAAGAUGAGUAUGUACAUGAUUUUGAAGGGCAGCCGUCACUGUCAUCUGCUGAAGGCCAUUCAGUUCAGACGAUUCAGCAUCCCCCGAGUAACAGAGCACCCACUGAAUCCUAUAGUACUCCAGCUAUGUUAGCGCCUUCUGAGCCUAGUUCUGCCAGCACUACAAAUUUUCCCAACAUUCCUGUUCCUUCCACAAGCCAACCCACCAGUAUGUUGGCAGGUAGCCACAGUGAUGGACUCUUACAGAUUCCUUCAGGGCCUCAGCCAGGGGCACAGCAGAAUGGCUUUACAGCUCAGCCAGCUACUUACCACCACAACAGUACAACAACUUGGACUGGUAGCCGUACCGCAGCCUACACGCCUACUAUCCCCCACCAUCAAAAUGGACACCUUCAACAUCAUCCACCUAUGCCUCACCCUGGACAUUACUGUAAGCAUGCACGUGUUAUUGUAUGCAUGGCUUUCGGUUGGGCUCUUGGUUUUCGAGAUGGCUUCUGCUCUACAAUAACGCUGCUUCUUUUUAAGGUAUUCGAUUUACGCCAGUGUCACCGCCAAAUGCAACAGCAGGCUGCUACAGCGCAAGCCGCAGCUGCUGCUCAGGCUGCCGCCGUGGCAGGGAACAUCCCUGGGCCAGGAUCUGUCGGAGGAAUUGCUCCAGCGAUCAGUUUAUCGGCAGCUGCUGGAAUCGGUGUGGACGACCUUCGGCGCUUGUGUAUCCUCAGGAUGAGCUUCGUGAAAGGAUGGGGGCCCGACUACCCGCGCCAGAGCAUCAAAGAGACUCCAUGCUGGAUCGAAAUCCAUCUACAUCGCGCCCUCCAGCUGCUCGAUGAAGUUCUCCACACCAUGCCGAUUGCAGAUCCCCAGCCCUUAGACUGAGACCGCACAGCUGUGAGCCACAACGGAGCGAGGAGGGUGGAUUGUAAAAAAUACCAUUUUGUUUAUUACGGGGAAGAUAUAUUUUACUUCCAUUCUGCUUAAUCUCUUAACCAGGUUUUAAAGAGAAAAUGUCUUUGCCACCUUGCUCUCAGCAGAAAGAAGCUGAACUUGUAACUCCAGAUAGUUCACACCUUCAGACCUUGGGUGGGCUACUUGUGGAAAGCUGUCACCAGCCAGAAAUUUUUUAGAUGGUGAUCGGGCAGGAUCACCGCUGCGUCUGUUUCUUGGACAUCUCAUUGAUUCGUGUGGGCUUCUUCUCAGAAUUAAUGGGGAGCUCACGCUGAACGAUCCUAUGCAUUUCAGGGAGCCUGGAGGUAGUGGGGGGGCUCACUUAUGCAGUCACCCAACUUGUCCUUGCAUGAGUCCAGCCCAAAUGAGCAAAAUCAUGUUGAUUAUUCUAAAGGGAGGAUUCAGAUGCUCUGCUCUAGUGGGCACUGGGGCAUGUCUCAUCAGGAGUUUUUUAUGUAAAAUUUUUAUGUAUGCCUAUUAUUUUAAAAAUGCACUAAAACUGGGAUGGGCUUCAGAGCUGGUAUCCAUUUUAAAGGCAACGUGAAACACACCAAUGAAAUUGUCUGCUAAAUUCAGUAGCGAAACGUCUGCAUUAUUCUACAUUCCCAACUGAUUUUAACUUUUACCAGCACGGAACUUCUUAAAUACACUUGAGCAAUUAAUUGGGACAGCGUGGAUCUGCUUACUGAACUUGGCGUGCCAUCUCAGACCUUCUUAAAUCAUGUUUAUGGUUGUACCGCUGAAAAUCCAGAUUUUAUAUUUUUCAAAAUUUCUACUCAGGGCAAGCUGGCAAACUUGUUUUUAUACUUCUCGGUUAUUUUAAGCUGUUUAUCUCAUCAACGAUCUUAUCUAUUUGCAUUGACUUUGUAUAGAGAAUUUCAAGUAGAAGUUGCAAAUGUAAUGGCUGUAUGACAGAUGCAUUAUGCUUCUAUAGUUAAUAAAACUAUUAGAAAACUCUG
Thamnophis sirtalis is the source of this 2475-nucleotide messenger RNA. The record is from RefSeq and is a predicted model, not a curated record. Lineage: Eukaryota; Metazoa; Chordata; Lepidosauria; Squamata; Natricidae.